Molecule: messenger RNA, 2303 nt
Organism: Salarias fasciatus (jewelled blenny)
Lineage: Eukaryota; Metazoa; Chordata; Actinopteri; Blenniiformes; Blenniidae
Product: zinc transporter ZIP9
Exons: 7
Coding region: 109-1152 (347 amino acids)
Biological process (GO): transmembrane transport; zinc ion transport
Cellular component (GO): membrane
Molecular function (GO): metal ion transmembrane transporter activity
Source: RefSeq, a predicted model, not a curated record
CGGAGACAGAGGGAGCCGGAGGUGCGACGUGGAAAGGCAGAGCUGCUCUCGGGCUUCAGAGACACAAUGUCCAAAUGAAAUCUUCCCACGAGAUGAGCAGAGGAGACGAUGAGCAUCUGUCCGGAGGGUCCAGCGGUGGAAUGCUGGGAAUCGAGAAACCUCACUGCCGCUCACCUUAACGGGACAGCCGCCGCCGCCGCCGCCGCCGCCAUGGACGGAGGACUGGCUAUUACUUUAAUAUCAGUUGCGAUGUUUGUGGGCUCUUUUCUACUCGGAUUCAUCCCGCUGUUGUUCAGACUCUCUGAAAAAAGCCUGCAGUUUGUCUCCAUCCUCGGAGCAGGUCUGCUGUGUGGGACGGCGCUGGCCAUCACCAUCCCUGAGGGCGUAGGGUUACUGGAGGAAUCCUGGACAGCUUCCUCGGAUGUGCCAUCAGGUCUGAACGCCAGCGCCCGAGAUGGAGCUGGAGCUUCAGCGGAGGCAGGCCCCCCGCCUCGCUUCUUCAUCGGCUUGGCCUUGACGUUCGGCUUCGCCUUCAUGUUCGUCGUGGAUCAAAUCGGAAGCUACUUCUCCACGCGUGGCCACAUUAGUUUUUCGAACAGCGUCCCGUUCACAGCCACGCUGGGACUGGUCAUCCACGCCGCAGCUGAUGGAUUUGCUCUGGGAGCCGCCGUGGCCACGGGUCAGGUGACCGUACAGGUCAUAGUCUUUCUUGCUGUGAUUCUACAUAAGGCUCCUGCGGCUUUUGGCUUGGUGUCUUUCCUGAUGCACGCGGGCCUUGAAAAAAAGUACGUCCAGGGACACUUGUUGGCCUUCUCCGCCGCGGCGCCUGUGGUCGCCAUCGCCACUUACUUCAUACUGCGAGCGUCCGGCGGUUCGUCCCAGAGCCAGCUCACCGCCACCGGCGUGGGGAUGCUCUUCUCGGCCGGCACGUUCCUCUACGUGGCCACGGUGCACGUUCUCCCCGAGAUCAGCCACGGCAGGACCGACCGGGACCGGUCCCAGUCCCAAUCCUCCCAGUUCCAGUUGGACCUGCAGCAGAACCCCGGAGUCCACACACACGGCCAGCGGUACAUGGGCCUGCUGGAGAGCUUCACCCUCAUCCUCGGCGUGGGACUCCCAGUGCUGCUGGCUCUUGGCCUGCGUGACGACUAGAAGAGUUCAAAGGUCAAAGUGCGUGGUGCACCACACCUUGACGGUUGCCUUUUUCACACUACACUGUGCGUCUUAAAUGUUUUCAGUGAAAUCCUCAUUUAGUACGAGCUACUGUUUCUGUCGUCCAGGCAGCGUAUUGUUCUUCGAGGGUUGAGGGGUUUUCCAGGACAACAGUAUCAUUUACUCUCAUUGUGUUGGUGUCGUACCUUGUUCCAAGUGAAACUCCAGUCACUGGGUAGAGCCAAACAAACGGAACACUUGAUACUGUCUGUUACCAAAGCCGGAAGAGAAUAGAAAUAUUUUAUUAAUCUCAGAAGGAAUGUCUUAAGACAUGAACUUGCACACUUUUAACAAAGUCUUUUGUACCUUUACAAAGCAACAAAUCGUUUUAUUUAUGUGAACAAUAGUAUAGGGUACCAAGACAAGAAGUGGGAUUUUAUGUGAGGAGGUGUUUCUGUGUUGUAGUUUGAAAUAAUGUUCUCCAGCCUGGUGUUUGGGACCCCCCAGUUCCAAAUACCACAGAGGAGCCCGAGGCUUUGUCAGCUCUGAGGUUCUCAAAACUAGAUUUGCACAUAUCAAAGAAAAACUCUGGAAGACACUUUCUAGAAUCCAGUGAUCUGAGAAGCUGAGCAGUGCGAAUCCUGCACGCUUCUGUCUGAUCGGUGAAGAUCUGCCAGGUGGUACGGUUCAUCCUGUACACCUGCUCAUCAAGUGCUGUGGUUUUAUUGUCUUUAAUAAAUGACUACUGCCUGUUUAGGAUAUGCAGGCCAUGAAAUCUGUGAAAUAAAAAAAAAACUAUCUUGGCUUAAAAUGUCUUGUUUAUUUAGUUUUCUACAUUGCACAACAGCUACAUAGCAAUACAACUAUUUGUUGCAUUUAUGCAGGUGUUUUCCAGGUGUUUCUAUUUUCUAAAGCAUGGGGAAAAACAUUUUUGUCUCGAAUCACUCAGCAUAAAGUGGGUUCAGUCAAAUUAUACCUGAUAACAGAGUCUAUGUAAGAAACUGGAUUAAUGCACAGUAAUAAUUCCUAUUCAGUGAAUCUGGAGGAACUGUACUGGAUGUUAAUUAUUCAUUUACAAAGUUUCAAGGUAGAAAGUAGCUAUUUUCUGGACUGUGUGUUUGUGCAGCUGGCAAAAUAACUUUGGAAUAAAG